GCCGUCCCUCCUCCCCCGGGAAAGCGAAAGCGCGGCGGGCGGAAGCCGAGCCCUCCCCGCCGGGCCGGGCCGGGCCGGGGCCGCACCGGGACCACCAUGGCUUCCAUCGGCAACUUCUUGCGACGGAGCCUGCGGCGCGCCGGCCGCCGAGAAGGAAAAGAUGGGGCCUCUGCUGCAGAAAACACCCCACCACGGGUACCACAGGGGAAGCAGGGAGAGCGGAGCUCUGUCUUCUACUCUGCUGGACAGUUCUUCUUUGAGUACCUGGUGGUGGUGUCACUGAAGAAGAUGCCAGAUGGACAUUAUGAACCCAAGAUAACCUACCAAUUCCCAAAGCGUGAGAACUUGCUGAAGGGCCAGAAGGAGGAGGAGGAACGUCUCCUUCAAGCCAUCCCCCUCUUCUGCUUCCCCGACGGCAACAACUGGGCACCUAUCACUGAGUUCACCAGCGAAACCUUUUCUUUUGUCCUGACAAACGUGGAUGGCAGCAGGAAGAUUGGCUACUGCAGGCGGCUGCUGCCGUCUGGGCGUGGUGUCCGACUCCCUGAGGUUUUCUGCAUCAUCAGCUGCCUGGGCUGCUUUGGGCUCUUCUCCAAGAUCCUGGACGAGGUGGAGAAGAGGCGCCAGAUCUCCACGGCAGUGAUCUACCCCUUCAUGCAGGGCCUUCGGGAAUCACCCUUCCCAGCUCCAGGGAAAACUGUCACCAUCAAAAGCUUCAUCCCCGAGUCGGGCACAGAGCUCAUCGAGCUCACACGGCCUGUGGAUGCCCACCUGGAGCACGUGGAGUUCCAGGCUCUGCUCCAGCGACUGAGCCCUCACCUCAUCCUGCACAUCUUCGCCUCUGCCAUGUUGGAGCGACGGCUCAUUUUCCUGGCUGAGGAGCUGAGUGUCCUGUCUCAGUGCAUCCACGCCGUGGCUGCUCUCCUGUACCCCUUCACCUGGGCUCACACCUACAUCCCCGUGGUCCCCGAGUGCCUGCUGGACACUGUGUGCUGCCCCACACCCUUCAUGGUUGGCAUCCAGAUGCGGCACCUGGAGCGGGUCCUGGAGCAGCCAAUGGAGGAGGCUCUGAUAGUUGAUCUCUGUGAAGGGAAGAUCAUCCGGGCGGUGGGGGAUGAGGAGGAGAUCCUGCCUGGAAAGCUGCAGAACGAGAUGCUGGUAUCUCUGAACAGGCACAACAACAACAACAACGUGCACACCUCGGAGCAGGUGAACGCCCUGGUGUCAGAAGCCUUCGUGCACUUCUUCGUGCGGCUGGUGGGGCACUACGGCUCCCACAUCAAGUGGGGCAGGAGCGGCUCCGGCAGCUUCCAGGAGCGAGCCUUCUGCAAGGCCAUCGCCUCCAAGAGCUGCCGCCGACUCGUGAAAAAGUUUGUGAAGACAAACAUGUUUUCCCUAUUUAUUGAGGAGGCGGAGAAGAGCAGGAUCCCACAGGAAGCAUAUUUCCAGCAGAAAAUAAUAGAGUACCAUGAACAGAAGAAGCACAGAAGGGACUCCUGAAGUCCAGCGUGGGAGAAGGGGAGCAGGACUGGGAUUGACACAUCCCUGCCAGCAGCACCAUACUGGACUUUGUUCCUGCCCACCUGGGACUCCUGAGCUGCCUGGGCAGCACUGAGCAGCCUUUCUUUCUCAGGGCAUCAUUGCACUGGAAAACUCUUUGCACAGAACUAGCA
Passer montanus (Eurasian tree sparrow) is the source of this 1673-nucleotide messenger RNA. It is a transcript of the gene DENND2D, whose product is annotated as DENN domain containing 2D. The record is from RefSeq and is a predicted model, not a curated record. The coding region runs from base 97 to 1500 and encodes 467 amino acids. Gene Ontology annotation, cellular component: cytosol; nucleoplasm. The transcript is spliced from 12 exons. Lineage: Eukaryota; Metazoa; Chordata; Aves; Passeriformes; Passeridae.